Stylonychia lemnae is the source of this 957-nucleotide messenger RNA. The record is from the annotation of a GenBank genome assembly. NCBI's taxonomy places the organism in Eukaryota, Ciliophora, Spirotrichea, Sporadotrichida, Oxytrichidae.
AUGUAGGCACAGAGUGAAAUUUUGCAAGUUGAGUUUUCCAGAGUCAAUAAAGCUAUUAUCCUAAAACCUAUUUUAAAUAAGAUAAACUUUGUCAAGCUUAUCUAGCUUUCAAGAAAUGAAGAAAGGUAGAAUGAUAAGCUAGGUCUCAUUGUUAAUGUUUACAGUAUUGAGAACAAAUUUUCAGAGUAAACAAAGAAAAUUGAAACCUAAUUCAAGAUCAUAUGUGGGAUUUUAGUUGAUGACAUUGGAGAAGAUUUAAAGACACUAGAUAUCGACUACUAAAGAGAGGAGUUGUACAUUGCAGGGGAUCUAGGGUUGAUUCAUUGUGUCUCUCUUAUCAAGGGUACAUUUCUCAGAAACAAUCCAAAAUUUCUUCUAUCUUGCUCAGAUGAUUUUUCCUGCAGAAUAUGGGAUGCUUAAAGAGGAAUCUAAAUGGCUUUGUUCCUUGAUAUAGAAGAGCACAACUCAGAAAUUAUUUGCAUUGAUUGGGCUCCUGACUUCUCUAGUUUUCUAUCAUUUGGUAAUAAUCAGCAUUUAAGAGUGUGGGAUUUAGAUAAGAGAAUCAAGUUACAUUUUGAUAAGGUUUUCUUAAAUAAAACUAUAUUCCCAUUCAAUGAAACCGUAUUGAAAGUGCACUUUCCUUCUCAUGUCUAUUUUCAAGGAAUUUUAGACUCUGUCUCAAAUAUAAUUCUUCACCAGCACUAUUUAAUCCAAGGAGAUGUAAAUGGGGACAUUUACGCUCAUAAUUUGAAGUGCAUGCUAGAUGAUGAAAGAAAGACUUAAAAGAUUGCUCAGGUUUUUAAAGAAGAAAAACUUCAAAUCAACCACCUAUCUUAAAUCACAUUUUAGGGGUAACAAAUGCAUUUAUCAUCUUAAUAUAUCUUUAGUUAAACAGUCAUUGCUGCAGCUAACAAUUUAUCAAAUAAAGUCAGUGUUAACUUUGUAAAUUUAGAUUGA